Molecule: messenger RNA, 1101 nt
Organism: Pimephales promelas (fathead minnow)
Lineage: Eukaryota; Metazoa; Chordata; Actinopteri; Cypriniformes; Leuciscidae
Source: RefSeq, a predicted model, not a curated record
AUGUGCACCAAGCCGCAGUUGCUGACCUCAGCGUGUCGGUGUCACAGUAACGGGUCGGUGUCGGAGGUGUGCCAUCAGGAGACCGGCCAGUGCCAGUGUCGACAACAUGUGCUCGGACGCCAGUGUGAGGAGUGUAUGCCGAACUGUUGGUGGGAUGGCGAGUCUCAGUUGUGUAUGCCGUGUCAGUGCAGCGCUCGGGGCUCGGUGUCCCAGCGCUGCGACUCUGAGGGCAGGUGCAUCUGCCGGGCCGGGCACGUGGGCCGCAGGUGUGACCUCGUACGCCCGGCUCACACCCGCAGGGAGACCCGGAGACCCGUGCAGCAGGUGCCCAUCAGACACAUCCAGAGAUGGGAGAGCAGAGGGGGCUGCCCUCGAGGGGCCUACCGCCCCAGCACAGGGUCGGGGUUUCACAUGCAGGGCUCCCAGGGCUGCGUCCCAUGCCAUUGCAAUUCCUUCGGAUCGAAGUCGUUUGAUUGUGACGAGAGCGGUCAGUGUCGCUGUCAGCCUGGCGUGACGGAACAGAAGUGUGACCGCUGCGCUCCAGGACACUUCAGCUUCCAGGAGGGCGGCUGCACACCGUGCCAGUGUGCCCACGUGGGAAAUAACUGCGACGCUAACACAGGUCAGUGUAUCUGUCCGCCCAACACCGUGGGAGAGAGAUGUGACAGAUGUGCGCCCAACCACUGGGGUCACGACAUCAGCAGCGGCUGUAAGGCGUGCGGCUGUGACGCGCUGGGGUCCGUGACGCAGCAGUGUAACGUGAACACCGGCUGCUGCAUGUGCCGAGAGCAGUUCAGGGGCGAGAAGUGUGACGAGUGUAAGCUGGGGUACAGAGACUUCCCACAAUGCAUUUCCUGCCAGUGCUCGUCGGCCGGCUCGUCGGAGGACGCCUGUGAGGCGGAGUCGGGCCUCUGCGCGUGUGCCGACAGAAGCGGCCAGUGCUCCUGCAAGGCUAACGUGGAGGGAGUGAGGUGUGACCGCUGUAAGACGGGCUCGUUCGGCCUCAGUCGCAGGAAUCCUCUGGGCUGCAGUAAGUGCUACUGCUUCGGCCUGAGCAGCUCCUGUACAGAGGCCACCGGACUCAUCCGCAUGAGAGUGUGA